This is a messenger RNA of Paramacrobiotus metropolitanus, 1715 nucleotides long. RefSeq lists its product as uncharacterized. The transcript is spliced from 3 exons. Gene Ontology annotation, molecular function: pseudouridine synthase activity; RNA binding. Gene Ontology annotation, biological process: pseudouridine synthesis. The coding region runs from base 287 to 1663 and encodes 458 amino acids. Lineage: Eukaryota; Metazoa; Tardigrada; Eutardigrada; Parachela; Macrobiotidae. The record is from RefSeq and is a predicted model, not a curated record.
AAUCGAAACACGAAUUUUUUCGGAAAUUUUCUUCGGGAGUUUUUCUGCGGUUUUCAGUUUUCUUGUCUGUCUUUGUCUCUUCCCUUUUUCUCUUCCUUUUUUUCUGACGUUUCACAGUCCCCAAGUAGAACAUAACAGCGAGAAUCCUGCGUGUCUAAUUCUUAACCAGCAAUCACGUUUCAGCAGGAACGCUGAAUUUUAUACACAGGCAGCGCGUGGUACAGGGUAAUUGAGCGGUCCGCCGUGUUUGGGGUUUCGGUUCUCUCGGUUCUCCCGUUGACGCUUGAUGCUGUCGGGACGCGGGCGGUUGUUUACCGCGUGGAAUUAUCUAUCAGGAUCAUUUUCCCGUCGGAAUAUGUCGCAGACACUCGCUCUCCCUGCCUCCACGCUCCAGGAAGAAGAGCCCCAAGAAAUCAACGUACUUGACAGUAGUACAGGCACCCCCUCAGUUAUCGUCACACGCAAACGCCACCCCAGUCCCGCUCCGCAUCCGCCGCCGCGCAAACGCCGCGGGAAGGCCACGGCGGACGUGGUGGACCUGGAGAACAUCCGCCAUAUCAACUACUAUUUCGAGAAUGGACUGCGCAAGGUGGCCCCGUACUACUUCACCUUCACGGCGCACGCCAAAGAGCGCUGGUUCGGCCGGACGUUGGGCGACGUCUUCGCUACUGAGUUCUUCGCUGUGAAUGAGGAAGUGGUGCACGCACGGCUGGAGUCGCCGACGCUCUUCGCCAACGGCGUCAAAGUCACCAAGGAACAUCGGAUUAAAAACGGUGAUUUCAUCGCGCACUACAUGCACCGGCACGAGAUGCCGGUGUCGGCGCAGCCUAUCCGCAUUAUCGCCGAAACGGCGGAGCUGCUGGUGGUGGACAAGCCGGCGUCCAUCCCGGCGCACCCCUGCGGCCGCUUCCGCCUCAACACCCUCAUGUACAUCCUGGCCAAGGAGAAGGGCCUCAACAACCUCCGACUGAUCAACCGGCUGGACCGGCUGACCUCCGGCCUGAUGAUCCUAGCCAAGACCCCCGCGGCGUCCCUGCGGCUCUCCCUGCUCCUGCGCGACCACUCCAUCCGCAAAACGUACCUCGCCCGCGUCCGCGGCGCCUUCCCUUCGACCCCCCUGACCUGCCAGGCCCCCAUCGAGACCGUCAACCCCCGCGCGGCCCUCAACCGCGUCGUCGCCGGCUCCCCGCGCUUCUGCAGCACCCACUUCCGGCGGCUAUCCCACGACCCGGUCAGCGACACCUCCCUGGUGCAGUGCGAACCCUUAACGGGGCGGACGCACCAGAUCCGGGUGCACCUGCAGCAUCUGGGACACCCCAUCCCCAAUGAUCCCAUGUACGGACCCGACGCCCCGCUUUUUGGGGAACACGGGGAGGUGCCGGGGGAGGAGGACGCGGAGGACCUCGAGCGGGAUGAGGGGCUCAAGGGGGUCAAGUACGCGAGGAGGGAGCGGUUGCCGGAGACGGAGUGGGCGGACGCGGAGUGUCCCGAGUGCUGGAUUGAGUUCGUCGACCCGCCGGCGGACCUCCGGAUUGAUUUGCACGCCUGGAAGUACGCCGGGCCGGGGUUCGAGUACCAGACGGAGCUGCCCGAGUGGGCCGCGUCCUUAUUAACCGCGGAAGCCGCUCCCGAGGCGGGCGGUGUGGCGACAGACGCUGUUUAAUUAAUUGCGAAUUUUUGUGUGAUUUUUUUUGGCGAUUAAAUGGAAAAUAAAA